AUGGCGAAACAUCAUCCAGAUUUGAUAUUCUGUCGUAAGCAGCCGGGAGUUGCGAUUGGAAGACUUUGCGAAAAAUGUGAUGGCCGUUGUGUUAUUUGUGAUUCUUACGUACGUCCGUGUACGUUGGUGAGAAUUUGUGAUGAGUGCAAUUAUGGUUCUUAUCAGGGUCGUUGUGUAAUUUGUGGAGGUUCAGGCGUAAGCGAUGCUUAUUACUGCAAGGAAUGUACAAUUAUGGAAAAAGAUCGAGAUGGUUGUCCAAAAAUUGUGAACUUAGGAAGUGCGAAAACCGAUCUUUUUUACGAGAGAAAGAAAUAUGGUUUCAAAAAGAAUGCAUAG
Molecule: messenger RNA, 336 nt
Organism: Thelazia callipaeda (thelaziosis nematode)
Lineage: Eukaryota; Metazoa; Nematoda; Chromadorea; Rhabditida; Thelaziidae
Source: the annotation of a GenBank genome assembly